AGGGCCGUGUGAGCAGCUGCACGAUGGUGUCCGUGAAGUGGGUUUCCUCAAUCCUGCUGCUGCAACUCUGCUGUGCUGGCUGUGGCUUCUGUGGGAAGGUGCUGGUGUGGCCUUGUGACAUGAGCCACUGGCUUACUAUCAAGGUCAUUCUAGAGGAACUCGCAGAGCGGGGCCAUGAGGUAACAGUGCUCACUCAUCCCCAUACUCAUCUCAUUGAUCACUGGAACCCCUCUGCCCUGAACUUUGAGGUGGUCGAUGUGCCAUUUGUCAAAGAGAAUACCAAGAAAAAUCAUGCUGCAAUGCAGAAGCUAGCUCUUGAUGUCUCACCACUGUUGCUACCCUGGCGAUCAAUAAUAAAACUGAGUGGCCUCUUAAGGGGGAUGAAUAAAAGUUUUAAACUUUUCUGUGAGAGUGUCAUCUACAACCAGACACUCAUGAAGAAGCUGCAGGAAACCAACUAUGAUGUAAUGCUUAUCGACCCUCUGAAGCCCUGUGGUGAGCUGGUGGCUGAGUUGCUUGCAGUCCCCUUUGUAAUCACGCUUAAGUUUUCCGUAGGAGGCAAUAUGGAGAGAAACUGUGGGAAACUUCCAUCUCCACCUUCGUAUGUCCCUGUGACUAUGGUGGGGCUAACAGACAGGAUGACUUUUCUGGAAAGAGUGAAAAAUGCAAUGCUUUUGGUUUUCUCUAACUUAUGGAUUCAAGGUGGUGACUUUCAAAUUUGGAACCAGUUUUAUAGUGAAGCCUUAGGAAGACCCACCACAUUAUGUGAAACUCUGGCAAAAGCUGAAAUUUGGUUAAUCCAAACAUACUGGGAUUUUGAAUUUCCUCGUCCAUACUUGCCUAAUAUUGAGUUUGUUGGAGGACUGCAUUGCAAACCCGCCAAACCUUUACCCAAGGAAAUGGAAGAGUUUGUCCAGAGUUCAGGUGAAGAUGGCGUCGUGGUGUUUUCUCUGGGUUCUGUAAUUGAUAAUUUAUCUGAAGAAAAGGCUGACCUCAUUGCUUCUGCCCUGGCUCAGAUUCCACAGAAGGUUUUAUGGAAAUUCAAAGGAAAGAAACCAACAACCUUAGGUGCAAAUACUCGAGUCUAUGAUUGGAUACCCCAGAAUGAUCUUCUUGGCCAUCCCAAAACCAAAGCUUUCAUCACACAUGGUGGAAUUAAUGGGAUCUAUGAAGCAAUUUACCAUGGGGUCCCCAUGGUAGGAGUUCCCUUAAUUAGUGAUCAGCAUGACAACAUUGCUCACAUGAAGGACAAAGGAAUGGCUGUGGAGAUGAACCUGCACACAAUGACAAGUGCAGACUUGCUCAGUGCCUUGAGGACAGUGAUCAAUGACCCAUCCUAUAAAGAGAACGCCAUGAAGUUAUCGAGGAUUCACCAUGAUCAGCCCAUGAAGCCCCUGGAUCGAGCAGUCUUCUGGGUCGAGUUUGUCAUGCGCCACAAGGGAGCCAAGCACCUUCGGCCAGCAGUCCAUGACCUCAGCUGGUUCCAGGCCCACUCUUUGGAUGUGAUCGGGUUCCUGCUGGCUUGUGUGGCAGCUGUUAUAAUCUUUGUCACAAAAUGCUUGUUGUUUUGCUGCCAACAGUUUGGAAAGACAGAAAAAAAGAAAAAGAAGGAAUAGAUCCCUUCAAGUUGGGCAAAGUGCUGAAUAGGACAAACUUGUUCAUUCCUGGGUACAGGGAGAACACAUCUGCUUUCUGUUUUCAUAGUCCUCAUUCCUCAAUCUUAUUCUAGCAUUCAAGCUAAUAAUCAGCUAGUGAGUGUCUCUCUCUCUUUUUUUUUUUUUUUGUCUUCCUAGCUUUUUUUUUUUCCCUCCUUUUUCACAUUACUGGUUACAGAGAUACCAAUAACUCUGAGAUGAGACAUAUAGGAAUGCUUUUCUUUCAUUUCAGUUCCUUCUCAUCACUCCCAUUUUUCCAUUACCAUGGCCUCCUAUUAUACUCAAGAAUAGUGACCAUGCUGUUAUCCUCUUGCCAGUCUCAUUUAUGUUGCUACAAAUAACAAGAUUUCAUUAUAUUUACAGAUGAAUAAUAUUACACUAUAUAUAAUAUGUAUAUGAGAGCAUAUUUUCUUAAGCUAUUUAUCUUUUGAUGAAUGCCUGAGACCAAAUUUUGACCAUCAUGAUUUGUGCUAUAAUACAAAAAGCAGAACGAUUUCAAAUAAACAACCUAGUUAUGCAUCUCAGCAUCCUGAAAAACAAGAAGAAAUGAAACCUCAAAUUAGUAUAAAGAGGGCCGGCGCCGCGGCUCAACAGGCUAAUCCUCAGCCUAGCGGCACCGGCACACCGGGUUCUAGUCAGGUCGGGGUGCCGGAUUCUGUCCCGGUUGCCCCCCUUCCAGGCCAGCUCUCUGCUAUGGCCCGGGAGUGCAGUGGAGGAUGGCCCAAGUGCUUGGGCCCUGCACCCGCGUGGGAGACCAGGAGAAGCACCUGGCUCCUGGCUUUGGAUCAGCGAGAUGUGCCGGCAGCAGCGGCCAUUGGAGGGUGAACCAACGGCAAAAAGGAAGACCUUUCUCUCUGUCUCUCUCUCUCUCUCACUGCCCACUCUGCCUGUCAAAAAUUUAAAAAAAAAAUUAGUAUAAAGAACAAAGUAAUGAAGAGCAUGGUAUAAACAAAAGUGAAAUGAAAAAUCAGUGAGAUGAAAAUUUUGUUUCUGAAUAUCUGAACAAACAACAAAACCCGAGCUAGAAAGAAAAGAAAAAAAGAUAAUAUGAACAGAGAAAGAUAAAAAGGAGACAUUACAAUUGCCACAGAAAUAUAGAGGGUCAUAAAAAACUAAUAUGAACAAUUAUACAUAAACAAAUAGACAACUUCAAAAUAUUGAAAAUUUCCUGGAUGCUUAUAACCUACCAAUACUGAAUCAAGAAGAAAUAAAAAAAGCCAGCUGACCAAUACGUACAAAUGAGAUAGAAGCUGUAAGUGCAAGUUUUCCAACAUAGAAGGAACCAGAACUGAUGGCUCAAGUGCUGAAAUCACUUAAAGGAGAAAUAAUGCCAAUUAUUCUCAAAUUAUUCUAAAAAUUUAAAAGAAGAGAAUUCUGCCAAGCAUAUUUCACAAAGGCAGCAUUACUCUGACACCAAAGCCAGACAAAGAUUGCAGAAACAAUAAACUAUAGACCAAUUAUCCUGAUGAAAUCUGCUUUUAUAUUCAAGUAGCUAUUUCAAUGUACGUCAUAACUUUAUAGAUUUACUGUAUAUCGCUUCUCGGCCUUUUGGCUAAGAUCAAAUGUAGAUUUACUGUGUAGUCAACUAGUGCAAUAAUUUUCUAUAUAAAAGUUUAGAGAUAUACAGCUAAUUGUAAGAAACUUUAAAAUAUAUGACAGAAUCAAUACAAGGGAAAAAUGAACUUCAAGAAAUGUAAAAUAUUUGUAACAUUUAAAACAUGUAAAAUUUAUAUAAUUUUGAGAAGUAUAACAUUUGUUAUUAUAAUUAUUUAAAUAAACUUUUUAAGAUAUAAUUUAUGCAUCAUAAAACUCACCUAUAUAUAAUCCAAUGGAUUUAGUAUGCUUACAGCAUUAUGGAUUUGUUAUGAUAAUCUGAUUUUAGGACAUUUUCAUCACCCAACAACAAAACUUCGUACACCUUGGAGUUCAAUCCCUAUACUCUCUCACUUGCAGCAACUACUAACAUAUACAUGUAUGCUUGCUCUGGAAUUUUGUGUAAAUGGAAUCACACAUUAUAUUGUCUUUUACAACUGCUUUGUCUAAGCACGGUAUCUUCUUAAGUGUCAUCCACAUUUUAGUAUACGUCAGUACUACUUUUUCAUUCACUUUUACUGUUGGAUAACACAGUCUAUAACAAUACACUAUAUUUAACUAAUUCAUUAAUCAACUAAUGGAUAUUUUGUUUAACUAUACUUCCUGCUAUGGUGAGUAAUGAUGUCCCAAAGAUUGAUAUGCACACUAAUGCAUGAAUAUGUUUAUUUGUUUGGGGAUGAUAUUACUGGAUAAUAUAAUAAUUUCACAUAAACGAGGAUCUGCCAAACUGCUUAUCAAAGUGACUGCACAUUUGCAAUCACUUUUAGAUCCAUGUUAGUGAUAAAUGAGGGUUUUAAGCUGUCUUAUUGCCUAUACAUGUAAUCACUUGUUAUACCCAUAUUACAGUGUGUGAAAUGGUGUCUAAUUGUAGUCUAAAUUUGCAUGACUCUUAUUGCUGAAGUUGUUUAGCUUCUUUGAUAUAUUUGUUUGUUAAUUGUAUAUAUUCUUUGAAUAAAUGUGUAUUCAAAACAUU
This is a messenger RNA of Lepus europaeus (European hare), 4221 nucleotides long. Its product is annotated as UDP-glucuronosyltransferase 2A3-like. The transcript is spliced from 6 exons. Bases 24 to 1616 code for a protein of 530 amino acids. The record is from RefSeq and is a predicted model, not a curated record. Gene Ontology annotation, molecular function: UDP-glycosyltransferase activity. Lineage: Eukaryota; Metazoa; Chordata; Mammalia; Lagomorpha; Leporidae.